UUUAUAUAUAUAUACUUUAUAUAUUAUAUAUCAUACAUUUCUCCUUGUCGUCAAGGAACCUGUCUUUCUGUCCUUCUAUUUUAAUAAGAAAAUAUGGAGCUUCCCUGGGCAUCGGAUACUACCGGUGCUGGGACGCAUAAUUUCAUACCAAACACCACAACUCUUCCACCUUCAACCAGAAUUACCGUAGAAGACACCAGCACCAGUGCCGCCGGGCUUUCUUAUCCAACUACAACAGGCCAUCGGAUGCUCAGACGCCCACGCGCUGACACAAUGCCUUCUCAGGCCUCUUUUCCGUAUCCGCCAAUGUUCGGCGGUCUUGCACCUGUCCAGGCAACCAGACAUCGUUCAGGGUCUGUCAACCUCCCUUCAGACCAGUCCGAAGAUCUUAGUGAAGCAUUCUAUGGUGCAAGCUACACUGCCUUACCCCUGGACGACGAUCCCGAUGCAGAUAUCACUAUUGCAAGCACUAUGGCGUCUCUAGGUCUCAACGAUGAAGACAUCGAUCCACAAGAAGAAGCUCGGCAGACCUUUGUCACUCCACCCGGUCUGUCCGUUCCUCACAAUUCAUUCUUUAACGGAACCGCCACAGGAGGAACCAACGGAGCCAGUGUAGGCAGUGGAGUAGGAGCCGCACAAGCCGCAGGAGGUGUAGGAGGUGUAGGAGUAGGAGUGUCAGGAAAUAAUACGACAAGCGAUUCGCCAAUGACUCGUAAUCGAGCCUACACUGUAGCUACGCGUGCACCUCUCGAUCGACCCGACCUCAAUCGGAUUGCACCCGGCCUCAACUUCAGCCCCUUUUCUCCUCAAACCUUGAAUGCAGUGCAGACAAGACCAAGAGCCACGAGCAUGGGAAUGGCCGAUGGAGCAAUGAUGAAUUCAUUCUCUCCAUUCGACAUCAAUUCAUUCCAGCAGCGCAUUCCGACUCGCUUCCAACCUCCCCAGGUGGUUGUCUCGGCUGAGCCAGAACAACCGGAACACACAUUGCGCAAUACAUACAGCAGCGGAAAUCUUUUUGAUAUGAACCGCGACAUGACGUUUGCUCCAGUCAACAACAGUCGCAGGCCUUUCCGCCGUGUGCCUUCUCACGAACAGCUGGAUAGAUUGCCAGAAUCAGACAACACUAAUGAUUUUUAUAGUGGUUCUGAUUCAUUUACUGUAUGGUCUGGGUUCGAUACGUCAUCGCCUGGAACACAGAUCCCUUCGCGUGCACUAUGGCUAGGAAAUGUGAACCCAAGCUUGAGUGUACCUGAUCUGAUUCAGCUCUUUUCUUGUUACGGAACUGUCGAAAGCGCAAGGAUUUUGUCAGAUAAGGAGUGUGCAUUUGUAAACUUCUCAACAGUGGAAUCUGCCGUGGCUGCAAAGGCAGAUCUUGAGACCAGACUUGGCAACAAAGUUGCCGGGACUCCUGUACGUGUAGGUUUUGGAAAAGCAGACGUCAGUAUUGCCAUGGCUCUCACAAACGAAGCCGGUCCUAAUGCCCAAGGUCCCACGCGUGCUCUUUGGGUGGGUAAUAUUCCGGCAAAUAUAAACCCUGCUCUCUUGCGUGCUUUGUUUCAGACCUAUGGACCCAUCGAAUCUGUGCGUGUAUUGUCCCACAAAAACUGUGGAUUUGUGAACUUUGAACACCAGGAAGAUGCAGUCAAGGCAAGAAAGUCACUCCAGAACAAGGAGGUUCUCGGACCAGGCACAGGACCUGUGCGUAUCGGAUUUGCAAAGGUUCCAGCCACUCCUUCUGAGGACAGCCAAGGAGAUGAAUCCGCACCUUCAACAAAUCCUGGUUCCAACUCUCCUAGCACCAGUAACACCGAUGUAAACAGUAGCACUGUCAAUGCCUCGAGUGCCACUACGACCAACUCAAACAAUGGCACACCUGAUAAUUAUCAAGCUACUCAAUGGGCAACCGCAAUGAUGAUGACAAGCAUGAUGAUGCGGGCCUCGGGACAACCGCAACCCCUGUCGUCCUCUCAACCCACAAGCUUGUAUACAGCUAUUGCAGCCGAGCGCUGCUUUAUUAUGCAGCAGUUAGGAUGUGUAGGAUCUCUUGAUGAAGAAGAAGAACGUGCACCAGUGACCUACUCAUCUGCAAUUCCAAUUCUUCCUGAAAUUGGUGCUGAUCGUCACCUGGAGCCAUUGAGACUAAGGGAGAUGCGCAAGGGAUUGGAUUCUGGACAGGGAUUGUCAGAAGUAGAAAGCAUGGUGGACGAGUGUAUGGACGAGAUUGUUGAGCUUUGCAGUGAUUACGUUGGUAAUACAGUUAUUCAAAAGCUGUUUGAGUAUUGCACUGAGGACACCAAGGAAAGAAUGCUUAGUGCCAUUGGACCUUACCUGGCAUCGAUCGGUGUACACAAGAAUGGUACCUGGGCAGCUCAAAAAAUCAUUGAUUACGCCCACACCGAGGGACAAAUGCAGCUGGUGUGUACGCAUGUAGCACCCUACGUGCCUCUGUUGCUGCUGGAUCAGUUUGGAAACUACGUGGUGCAGUGCUCCUUGCGUAUGGGACCCGAGAAAAACCAAUACAUCUUUGAUGCUAUUGUAGACAAGUGUUGGGAGAUCGGACAGGGUCGUUUCGGUGCGCGUGCAGUGCGUGCAAUUCUCGAGAACCCUGUGGUGACCAAGAAGCAGCAAGUGUACUGUGCAGCCGCAAUUGUACAGAAUGCAGUCUUGUUGACCACCAACACCAACGGAGCCUUGUUGCUACUGUGGCUACUAGACACAUCCGAAUUACCUGGGCGUUACCGUGUACUUUGUCCUCGGCUGUUGCCUUACCUCACCAAGCUAUGCACGCACAAAUUGGGUUCGAUGACUGUCUUCAAGGUCAUUAGCCAGCGCCAGGAGCCCGAUGCUAGCCAAUUGCUGCUCAAUGCGAUCUUCAAUGACUCUAGUCUCCUCGAAGAAGUUCUCCGUGACCAGGUGCACGGUGUCGGACUUGUACAGAAAAUAAUUGCCCUCCCACAUCUUGAGAAACGCGCACAGAUGGUGGCUCAGGUCAAAGAAAUCCUCGGACAUCUAAAGAUCUCUCCGACUUCCCAGAGCUACCGUAAACUACUGGAGGGAUUGGACGAGACCCCCGAGGAAGAUCCUGAAGAAGAAGGUGAAGGUGUGCCUGUAGAAGAUCAGAGUACUGCUAGUGUAGGACUAGAGUGGCUACAAAACCCACAGGCAGUGGCCAUGAUGGCCAAUAUGUACGCAGCUGCCAUGACAGCUGCAGCGUCUACUAUGCAGCCCGAGUAUCCUCAGCAGCAGCAAGUAGCAGUCAAUCCGCCGCUACAGCAAAGCUCGCCGGUGCAGGCAGCAGCAGAACAGCCUCGGCCUGCUGCAGAUUUACCAGACAUGGCACAGUUUGAUCAGUUGAUAAAGUCACUUUUACACUCGGGAAAUACCAAUACACCAACCACAGAACCGUCCCCAAAGACAGAGGAACAGGAAACAGAGGAAAAACAGGUCUGAUAGGCUUUUUAUACGGUUUGUGAGUUUGAGUGCGAGUGUAAGCAUGAGUGUAAGCAUGAGUGUGAAUGUAAAGCAUUGUGCCCUGGCUUUUAUUUAUUUUAUUUUAUUCCUACUUCUUGGCACAUCAUUACUAUUAUCAACAUCGACAUCGACAUCAACUUGCCUUCUCUCUUCUCUCUAUCUCUCCCUAUUCCCUCCCCCCUUUCCCUUUCUUUAUUUCGUACAAUCCAAAACAACCUCUUUAUCAAUUGUCCUUUCUUUGCAUUUUCCAUUUCCAUUGUCAAAAUUUGUACACAGUUUUCAUGUUUUAUUCUUUCCAUUUCAUUUUUCCUUUUUCUACUAAUUUUUCUUCUGUUAAUGGACACCAACUCUCUCUCUCACACACACGCACAUAUACACACGCACACGAUGAAAAAAAAAAACAAAACAAAAAACAAAGUCAAAUAAUUUCUAUUGCUCUUUAUGAUGUUGUAGAUGCUAGAAUCGCUUCUCCAUCUUCCCUUCCUUCUUUUAUUUUUCCUUUUUUUUUUACUAUUAUAUUUUAAUUGUCAUUUUAACAAUGUAAAUACCAGUUCUUUAACAACAAAAAAUAAAAACAAAAAUAAAUAAAUAAAUAAAAAGUGAUUAAAAAUU
Messenger RNA from Phycomyces blakesleeanus NRRL 1555(-), 4083 nucleotides. RefSeq lists its product as hypothetical. Gene Ontology annotation, molecular function: RNA binding. The record is from RefSeq and is a predicted model, not a curated record. The transcript is spliced from 7 exons. The coding region runs from base 94 to 3450 and encodes 1118 amino acids. NCBI's taxonomy places the organism in Eukaryota, Fungi, Mucoromycota, Mucoromycetes, Mucorales, Phycomycetaceae.